This is a messenger RNA of Schistosoma spindalis, 3550 nucleotides long. The record is from the annotation of a GenBank genome assembly. NCBI's taxonomy places the organism in Eukaryota, Metazoa, Platyhelminthes, Trematoda, Strigeidida, Schistosomatidae.
AUUUGAGUCAUCAAUACUUCGAACCUGCUGCCCGAAGCAGUGGUGUCCGCAACUUCAAUUGACACUUUCAAGAGAAGACUGGACACUCACAGAAGCACACUAGAAAAAGAAUAACAUAGACCGUAGGCCUUCUGUCCUUGCUACAUAAAUCUGAAUCUGAAUUCACGACUUUUUGACUCACUUUACAACUAUGGUGCUUGGUUCGGAAUUGACGCUACAACGUGUAAUGGUUUGUCGAGUGCAGCGCCUUAAACUAUGUUUCUAGUUUUUAUUCCAAGAUUGUUGUAAUAUUAGGUUUGUGUUAUUGUUGGUUGUUAUCGUUAACCCUUAUUAUUAAAUGUGAGUUUAUUAUGUGUGCUUGUUGGAUCAUUGAGUCACCAUUUCUUUUAUUGUUUUCUUACCCUUCUCAUUCACGUUACUCUACAUGUUUCCCUAGUUCACUAAGUACCUUCUAGACAGGCGCGAACCGCUAUUGCGAGAUAUUCGUUGAUUGUGAUAACAACUUAUAAGACAUUUCAUUCUAAAAUUAUUUUAAAUAUCUUGGUGAUAUUAAUAUUCAAUGCACGCUCAAUUCAUUAUCUGCAUCUUUUUCAGAAUAUCAUCUGAAAAAGCAGAAGAAGCAAUAAACCAGUGGUUCAGGAGGUUAUUGCACUGCAAAUAAAGGAAAAGUCCUUUCGUAUUCAGCUACAAGUCAAUUAUUCUGUUCAUAGAGUCAAAGGUCGUUGCUUUUGACUUUAAUUUCAGUGUGGAAUUGGCUACUUUUUCAGGGUUUUGUAUUCACACUAAGCUAACUUAAUGUAGGUGAAAAAGAACUGUUGAAAAGCAUAUCGAAAUCACUAUGAGAGUUUGUUGUGAAUUCUGGAGAGCAUUCAACAAUUCGGCACUCUCUCCUCCCGCUUUUGGAAAAUGGUAAUAUGUUCUCUCUUUUAUGUCCUUCAUGGAAUCGUGUUUAUGUCUUGGCAUAAAUUUACGCAGUAUGUAGACUUUAUAGACUAUAACUUGUCGAAAAUAAACAUGGUUUUUCGUAUAUGGUUCUAAAAUAGAGAUCCACCCUAGUUUUUUCUUAACUAAAAAUAAAGUAUCCUCACUUUAUAUUAGUGUGGGUAAUGUUGAGGUGGCUACAUUUUAUUGUUUUACUGCUAUUAAGGUCGCUUUUUCUGUGGAUAUACAUGUCACAUAAAGAACCUUUGAUUUUCCCAAGAUGACUUACUCCUACCAAAUACAAGUACGUCGUUUAUUCAGGAGAGUUCUUACCUUUUCUAAACCCUAUUCAGAGAAAAUUAUGGGUAAUUUGUCUUCCUUUUUGUCUAUUAAAAGUAAAUCGAUCAUUACACGUCUGAUUUUGAUUUCCUCUAGUUAUAUGUACGUAGUUUACUAGUUGGAUUCGUGUACGAUAGAACAAUCGACCGCUUACAUACAGUGUUAUCUACAAGCUUACUAUAAUAUCUAAAAAACAACGUCAGAUCGAUUUAGAAACUUUAUUUGUCAGUUUUCUGAUAGUUAAACAACAGUCCAACUGAUUUGGAUGAUUAUGUUUCAUUUGCUUCCGAAGGUAGGCGUAUAUUUGGAUGUUUCACCUCAAGAUAACUCUAAACAUAAUGUCAUGAUGACAUACUUGAAAAGCUUAUCAUGCUUAACCAAUUCUUCAAAGACACUAACUGACAGUAGUUAUCAUUUAUAUUCGUGUUGUUAAUUUGAACUUUAUACGUUGUCAGCAAUACCCAAAAUAGUUUUCCAGUACCUAAAAGAGAAUUUCAUUGAGGGUCAAAGUACCAGAGGUGAUCUGAAAUCACCCAAGGUUGUCAGCGUUAAUUAUCUUUUGGAUAUUUAUAGGAAUCUAGUCUUAGCGGAAUUUCAAACCACCAAAAAGUCGAAUAUUCGACAGCUCUUAUCUAAAAGAAGCUUUGCAACGAUGUUACUGCUUUUCAGGUUGAAGUAUGCUAACUUAGCGUUUACUGUAGAAAGGCUUACAAUACAUUAAGACUUGCAUAUUUAUAUUCAAAUCUGUAGUGUUUAUGUGUAUUCUCAGUUUACAUGUUCAAUGGAUCUUGCUUUCAUUUUUUUUCAGAUUUUAGAAACCUGAUACUUAGAGUUGAUAUCUACAUUAACCCGAGCAAUACAAGAUUUUCGGAUCUAAAUGACUUUUGAAAAACUUGGUGUAUGUCCUGAAAUUGUUGAGUUGCUAAGAGAUAAAGGAAUUAAUACACCUACGGAAGUUCAAAAAGGCUGCAUUCCAAUAAUUUUGGAAGGAAACGAUGUAGUAGCAUGUGCCAAAACUGGUUCUGGAAAAACAGCAGCAUUUUUAAUCCCCAUACUUCAAUCACUAAUGACGGAACUCAAACCAUUAUAUGCUCUAAUAAUUACUCCGACAAGGGAGUUGGCGCAUCAAAUUGGUGAACAAGCCGCUGGGUUAAAUUUAGUCCAAGGUGAACCACUAUGUAAUGUGUUGGUGAUAACUGGUGGAAGAAACAUAGUUCAUCAGAGUAUUGACUUAGCUCGAUCUCCACAUAUUAUUGUUUCUACUCCUGGACGGUUGGCUGAUCUUCUGCGCACCCAGAUAGCCGCACAAGAAGCUGAUGCUGAGAAUAGGCCAGAAUGGACCUUAUCCAGAACAAAAGUGGUGGUUCUAGACGAAGCAGAUAGACUGUUGGAAGAUAAUUUUGGUGAAGAUUUGAACACUAUAUUGAAAGCACUCCCGAAGCGUCGUCAAACGUUACUUUUUAGUGCUACAUUCAGUGGUGCAGUCAAAUCUUCCUUGGAGGCUGCAAAGUCAGUGGCCUAUGCUGAAAACAGGCGCCUCCCUAUUUUAUGGCAACCUGAAUGCAUGACUACAUGUUCAUCUGCGGGGGCCGUAACUGUCGAGACCUUAAGUCAGUAUUAUAUUCUGAUGCGCCCUGAACACAAAGAAGCAUUUUUGGUUCAUACUGUCGAUCAAUUUCUUUCUGAGAAUCCACAUUCACUUAUUAUGAUUUUUACAAAUAAAUGUAAAUGGUGCCAUCUUAUUGGACUGAUGAUGACCAGUCUAGGCAUUAAAACAACCUUACUUCACUCCUCUAUGACUCAGAAAAACCGCAUAUCUUCGUUGACUCUUUUUCGUUCUAGUCAGAUUCGUGUUCUGAUUGCGACGGACCUGGCAAGCCGUGGACUUGAUUUUCCAACAGUCGAUAUUGUAAUUAAUCAUAAUGUUCCUAUUCGACCUAAAGAUUAUGUCCACCGAGUAGGCCGGACUGCUCGGGCUGGGAAAGCUGGUUUAGCACUAACAUUGUGUGACCUUUUUGAAGUAAAACGUUUAAAAGCUAUCCAAACAUUCAUCAAUAAGGAAUUGAAGACAUUUGAUGUGAACGAGAAAAAAGUAGCUCAAAUAAUUGCCGAAGUAUCAAUCGCUCGUCGUGAUGCAGAACGCAAACUAGAUGAAAUUAGAUUCGAUGAGAAGCGUGAGAUCAACAAGGCGAAAAAUCUGAUGAAGGCCAGAACGUCGAAAAAUUUGGAUAAAACUGAAAACCUAUCUUCCAAAAUUUCUUGUAAAUAAAUUCCUUAUUUUUUUCUGAUA